This is a messenger RNA of Oryzias latipes (Japanese medaka), 2369 nucleotides long. RefSeq lists its product as uncharacterized. Gene Ontology annotation, molecular function: RNA polymerase II cis-regulatory region sequence-specific DNA binding; DNA-binding transcription factor activity. NCBI's taxonomy places the organism in Eukaryota, Metazoa, Chordata, Actinopteri, Beloniformes, Adrianichthyidae. The record is from RefSeq and is a predicted model, not a curated record. Gene Ontology annotation, biological process: regulation of transcription by RNA polymerase II.
GCAGGUUAGGAACAUAAAACAAAAAGAAUUGAAUUCACAAAAAAAGACACUGUCCCUUUAAAGGGACCAAGGUCAAAGCUGAUUGGCUGGUUUAGAGGAAGUAAGUGGUGCUUUACCCGUGAUGCUCUCGAUAAACAACUGUGCAGCCAGAGAAUGAAGGCCGGCUUAAAUAAAUGCAAAUUGUUUCAUUAAAAUCCCCUUGUUUACAAAUCUAACCAAAGUCAAUUAUGAAAUCGGCUGAAAAAGAAGACAGCACAGAAGAAAGAAAGCACGGAGAAAUUACAGUGAAGACAGAAAUGGAUCAGGAGAUGGACGAAAAAGAGGAAGAAUACACCAACGGAGACGAUCUGAACAUCCUGAUAAAGGAGGAACCACACUCGCCUGAAAUCUGCCACCAACACGGCGAAGAUGCGUCCAGCUGCUCCGCCGCUAACCCUGCCACUAGGAGAGAUGGCCUUCAUCUGCAGGAGCACACCAAGCAGGAGUGUGACUCUGAAUCUGAAUAUACAGCUGUUAAGGAGGAGGAGGAAGAGGAGGAAUCAGAUUCAUGGAUUAAAGAGGAAAUACUCAGUGAAAAUGAGGCUGAAGAGGAGGCAGAGGAUUCCAGCAACAUCCAGGAUGAGUUGGAGGAAGAAGAAGAGGAGGCCUGUACAGAAUCUUCAUCUGACUUUUUUCCGUGUCCUCACUGCACUGUGUCCUUCACUGACUUGGACUUCUUGGAAAAACACGUAAAGUGGGUCCAUCAGAAAGAAUACCUUAAUAAUCUCAAAAAAUGCCUCCCAAACCAAACGCUAAACUUCAUGGCCAAACACCCCUGCACCAUUUGCAACACAACCUUUAAAUCCAAAGUCCGCCUCAGCAUCCACCUACGCGAGGUCCACCCUACUGCUCCUCCUCGAAGGCUGCACCCCUGCCCCACCUGCGCCCGCAGCUUCCAGUACCUGAAGAACCUGAAGAACCACUGUCAGCGCUGGCAUAACAUGUCAGUGGUCACCAGGGGAGGGCAUCUCAGUUGUGCGGACUGUGGGAAGAGCUUCAAAGCUACCUGGGGUCAGGGGCCUCAUUUGUGCCACGAACCAGAUGCUGCUAAAUCUGAAGACAAGCCAAUUUGUCUGGAUACCGGCGUGCAGUGCCGGGUGUGCGGCAAAAAGGUGCGCACUCCCCAAAGCCUGGUAGACCACAUGCGGACCCACACGGGCGACCGGCCGUUCGCCUGCAAGGACUGUGGGAGGAAGUUUGUGGAGCGCAGCAGCUGGCGGCAGCACAUGAAGAUCCACACUGGAGAGAAGCCCUUCAAAUGUGAGGUGUGCGGCAAGGCUUUCGUUCGGUCGCACCACCUCCGCUGCCAUCUAACCACACAUUCUGGCAAGAAGGAAUACUCCUGCCCCGAGUGUGGAAAAGAGUUUGGAUUCAAAUCCAGCCUGGACCUUCACGUGAGGACGCAUUCAAGCGAGAAGCCCUUUCACUGCAGCGUGUGUGGAAAGAGCUUCAACACUCGGAGAAACCUGAGGGUUCACGCCAAACUCCACAAUAGCGAAAAAGCUCACCAGUGCGGGGACUGCGGGCUGAAGACUGGAGAUCUCGGGGCUUUAAAAAUACACUUGCGGACGCACACCGGAGAAAGGCCGUACCACUGCACGGUGUGCGGCAACCGCUUCAUACGCCUGUCCCACCUGCGGAAUCACCAGCGAACCCACACCGGAGAGAGACCAUACAAAUGCGACGAAUGCGACAAGAGCUUUACUCAGUCCGGUGACUUGGUGAAGCACAAGAGGAUCCACUCUGGGGAGAAACCCUUCGAAUGUCCGGAGUGUCACCGCUGCUACACGUCUUCCGGUGACCUCGGCAAGCACAGGAGAAGCCACACUAACCUGCGACCCUACACCUGUAAGGAAUGUGGAAAGAGCUUCCGCCUUUCAGGCCAUUUGAAAACACACAUGUUAACGCACACAGGCGAGAAGCCCUACUCCUGCCCCAACUGCCUCCGUAGGUUUGCACGCUCUCACCAUCUCUCCGGACACGUUGCAAAGUGUCGCUGAAUUCUCCAGAAACAGGAACAAGGCUAAACACCUAAACUGUACAUCUUCUAACACUAGACUUCAACAAAUCUAUGUAAGUAUUAACUAAACUGUAACUAUUUAUUAACUUUGUGUAACACUAAUGAUUUAAACAUUUAAAUUAAGCCCAAACGACCAAUGGUAUCGCAUGAAAUCUUUUUCUACUUUUUACCUUAUGUGUAUGUUUGUUUGCAAACCCUCAUUUUAAUGACUCUAGAAAGUGUCAUGAUGAAGAGUUUGAGCAGACGAAUCAUUUCCUUCGCAGCUGAAUUCAGUGUAAAUCGUGAAUAAAUUAUUUCACAGAUGCACCAA